AUAAAGGGCGUAUAGUAGCGUUGCAACAUUGACUGGUCUAUGCAAAUACAUAAAUACUUAAUAGUUUUUGUUGUUGUUGUUGUUGUAUAAAACCUUUUUUAACCUCGAUAUAGCAUGAAAUAAGCUCUAAAAUGAAGACUUAGUACUGCUAAAAAGCAACAGCCUGAUUGCCAUGGUAACAAUAGCAAAUAUAAGAGUGGUACACAGCGCACGGUCGGUUUUAGAUCGUUAACAGAAUUUCUAAAGCCCAAAUUACUAAUGAAGCUAACGAGCGACUUGUUAACCUUUCACGUAUGCCAAAGUAGGAAACCGUCAAUAAGUUUAUAGAGCACACAAAUGUCAAACAGGCAAGAAAUCAACAUGUAGCAACAUCUCUAUGUCAAGUCGACUUUUCUUCCCUUUGAAUGUUCUCUUAAAUGAAAUCAUGUUCUCAAAUGUAUAGGCAAUGGAAGGUGAAGUGGGUGACACCCACCACUCGACGUUUUCGCCUUUGGAUUGAAUGUCAAAAAGGCAAAAGAAAAAUUAAUUAGCACGAAGCCUUUGUAGGCAUAUCCUUUAUUUUUUUUUAUUCUUUAUUGAUAGAGAAAAGUCAAAGGCAAAUUUCACAAGCUGAGAGAAGAAUCAAUUAAGGGAUCUGUGAUCCUUUGUCAUAUAGAACUGAUUCGAUAACAAAACAAAAAACAAAAAAACAUUUAAAGCUGGGGUGGAUUCUUACACGGCCCAAAAAUCAGAGUGUCGUGCAAUCAGCAAAGCUAAAAAUGACGCAAAAGGCGCAUAAAGAAAAGAUGAAGCUGAAAAAUGGUUGAUUGCUUUUUGGAAAAGAAUAAGAGCAUCUUUACAUAAGAGAGGCAAUAAGUGAAGAGUAUACGCCUCUCUCUUUUAUGGUGGGACUAACUUAGGUAAUAAAAUACAUAACGUUAUUGGAUUGGUUUUCACCUUUUGCUGGGAAUUUGGCGACGAAAGAAAGCUAUGCAUAACAAACACCGUACAGUGGCACUCAAUUUCGCCAUGUCCAUAUAGGAAUCCCAUGAAAAAGAGUCUGAAAGAUGAAUAAGAAACAAAAAAAAAGAGGGGUGAUGAGGUAUUCGAAAUAGAGAGGAAAAAAAAAAAAAAAAAGAAUCCUAACAUUUUGGAAUCCGUACUACUGUUUUCUUAAUUGGCUCUGGAAUGUCGUCCAUUCCUUUUGCUUCCCCACCUACAUCUAAAGUCCCUUUUUAUUUUUUCACAUUUUUCGGCAAAUGUUUGCAUUUCCGCGUCUUGCCAUCCGCCUCUUCGUUGUCUAAUGAAAUUUGGUUGCAUCGGAAUGAUACGUCAAUUGAUUUCGAUAUACUCGUGCUGGGAACCUGUUGAGACGCAAAUAGAAAAAGAUCGUUUAUGCAAAUAGUAUGUACGGGGGAGGGUAUAUAAAAACCCGAAAGAGAUACUUGAAAAAAGAAAAAAAAAAAAAAAGAACAAGAGAUAAAUGGAUGGCGUAGGCAAAAUAAAUAAACUGAUUGAUUGAUUGAUAGGGUAGAAAAGAAAAAAAAAGAAAAAAAAAAAAAAAGAGGGAGCCAGUGAAGAUCGUGGCGCCUGCGCCGGACCGUACCGCAAAGUUGCGGGGGCGGUGAAGAACAGCAGAGGGUGGAGGGCUGGCCUGCCCUUUUUUUUUUUUUCUCUUUCUUCUUUGUGUAAAGACGUCAUCAGAAUUGGACGUUCUACAGUAGCAAUUUGUCGCUGAAGAGGGAGAGGUGUGCGAAACGAGACGCCUUUCUUCUUGGGACUUUUUCCUUUUUUUUGGUAAACGCUAAACCAGUUGAAGGAAACUCUGUUAACAAGCCGGCCGUACCGAUUCCAAGUGAGAACAGAAUUACUGGCCCCUUGCCCCCCCCAAAAUAAUCUGUGAUUCAGUGGAUAUCCCAUGGAAUUGGCCGUGAAAAUUCACUUGUGACUGAUUGCAGCUUCUUUAAACAAAAACCGGUCCUCCUCCCUCAAAAGAUAACGUGACUGGAACAAACAAAACAACAACACAAAGUUUGAAAUCGUAUCUUCUUUAACCAUUCCCGAAAACUAUAGAUAUAUAUAUUUUGUUGUUUCUUCACCGGCGUUCUCUUUGUUUUGCCUAUUCUCCACCCACGCCUGUUUAUCUGUUCUUCGCUUUACUUCUUUUAUCCAUCCAUCCGAAAAUUCCAUCCAUCCAUCCAUCUAUCUAUCCAUCCAUCGAUCCGUCUGUCUAUUAUAUCCGUCCAUUUUUAUUUUUGGCUCUAUCACUGAACGCACCGCUGACGAAAAGUGGUGAUUCAAACUUUUUCCAACUCGCUUUUUCUCACGGCCAAAACGACAAGAGCAGCCACUUGACUGCUGGAAUAGUUUAUUUUAUUUUAAUUUUUUGCACGGUAAAAGAAAACAAAAAACAAACAAAUCUGCAUAUCAAAAUCGGUGUGGUUUGUCAGCCAAUCGGACAACAAUCCUCGCAGAUUUUGGAGAGCCGGCCCCAUUCAAAGUGUAAGGACUUCCAGAUCGAAUCCGCAAGAUAAUCUUGGCCAAAUCAAUUUUUUUAUUUGAGUCGUUAACAAAAUAAACAUACACACAUGCAUAUAACGAUCCUCGGGUAGGAUGGCUGGAGAAGAAUGCCAGACGCAUCACGUCUGCCAGCUGUUUCAGACCUUGUUCCACUAUCUCCGUUCCAGCAUUGGCCAAGUGUCCAUAGCUUAAUUGCAAACACGGCUGCAAUAACAAAAGGCUGAUCUCCACUUCUUAACAGUCUAUCGCAAUCGUCACCUGAAGCAAACACCCCUCCAUAAAAACAGAAUUAACUAAAUAUCAAGGAAAGACAUUAAAAAAAAUAAAUAAUAAUUAAUCGACAGUGACAAACAGAACUAAAAUAUUAUUUAAGGUUUAUCCAUCAAGAACAAGUUUGGGAACGAAAAAGGAAGUGAAAAAAACAAAACAAAACAAACAAAAACAAAAAAAAAACAAACAAAAGAAACAUGCCGUCUGCGUGCACGACAUCGAUGUCGCGGGCCAGCAGACCACGUCACCGCGUCAUAACGAGAAGCAGUGCGGCCCUGAUUGGUUUGCUUAUCUUGGGCUUGUGCGAGGUUGGAACUGUUCUCGUGGCCAAAGAGAGUGCUGCCGGCGUCCACAAUGGGCGCAGGCAACUGUCAGACAAGGCGCAGCAAGAAACGUGGCACCAAGAAAAGGAUCGUUUGCGUACGAUCCGUCGAAAUCAGGCCGGAUGGAUUCAGGCGGCCGAACUGGAAGACGCGGCCCCUCUACAAGAUUCAUCGUCGUUGCCUUCAUCGUCAGCAACGUGGAUCGAGCCUUUCGUUCGUCACCAACGGGAUCCGGUGAUUUCGAACCGGCCACAAGAAACGACACGAUCGGAUGCGGCAAUCGACGCUGUUCCACCUGCAUAUUGGCGCGAGCUGGAUUCAGCCGCGGACGAGGCGGAUAGCAGGAGCGGCGUACAACAACUCAACUGGCACGAAGCACAACUAGCCCGUCUGCACGGAUUGGGGCCAGCUGAAAUCGCCGCUCUCUCUUCGUGGCAGCACAAGUUGAGGCUUCAUUCUCUGCCUCAUCGGCUGGCGGCCACCGCUGGCUGGCACUAUCAGCCGCCAUCUUUUCUGCCCAAGAAUUUGCUACCGCUCUACGGUGGGCCGAAAUCAUCGCUGCACAGCCAACAGGUUCUAACGACCGUCGACGACGCUGACGCAGUCAACAGCCUGGCCAGCAAAGCUGCAAACAGCCAUCCAUUUGCCCAUCAAUUUGUCCAUCAGGCCAAUCAAUCAAAAGCUGAUGCCAGCGACAAUUUACUUCUAUUGCCUCUGUGGCCUAAACGGUCAUCGUCUGAUGCGAAGAAAUCGGACAGGGAGAACAACAAGAAUCGCAGCGCAGCCAACCGCAAAGACAAAAUGGAGGCCGCAAUUGGCAAUGUGGCACCGGCCAGCGGCAAAGGAAGCAAAAACAAAGGCUCCCGAAAGCAACAGCAGCAGCAACAGCAGCAGCAGCAACACUUUCAAGAAUCGCCCCAUCGUCCGGUGUCCGGUGGUGCGGUUGUGGCCGCCGGUGGAUCCAUCCAGCACGAGCACAACGUCCGGCCUUCGGCAGCAGCUUCAUCCUCGACACCUGAUGUCAACCGGAUGAACCGUAAUUUGGCCACCCAGUUCCUGUUACGUUCGCCGAGAGAGAACCGCCAGUACGACGUUCCAAUCAUCGAGUGCCCACCUGCAGAGGAUGGAAUGGAACGUUUCGCGUGCCCAACACCUGAUAUAGUUGGCCGCUACCGAUGUAUCGACGAUCACGUGCUUUGUGACGGUUUCAUCGAUUGCCCCGGCGGAGAGGAUGAAGACGGCCAAGCUUGCAUGUUCUACAAAACGAUGAAAGCGCACCUGGAUCUCGUUGCUGAUGCCCUCUUACGAUGGGUACGGGGUCGUUAAGUCGUCAUAGUACGUCCAUCGCUGUUUCUCCUGGAAUCAAUUGAGUUGACCGUUGCACCAUUUGACUUUUCUUCUUCUCUACUUUACUGAACACUUAAAAAAACCCAAGAAGAAACAAAACUAUUUCUCUUCAUUAACGAAAAUAAUUAAAAAACAAAAAAGAUUUUAUAAUAUUCUAUAUGUACAAACCAAAAAGAAAAAUCAGAAGUGUGUUUAGGAAACUUCUAUCAUUCCCUCAUAUGUCAUAUCUCCUACCCCCGCGUUACGAAUCCACACAUCUAAAUAUUCCAACAACAACAACAACAAAAAAAAGAAAAGUAAACAUACAUUUCCAUCAUGUUAAAACAAAAACAAAACAAACACGGCACUGCAUAAUGAAGACAGGACCCGGGCAAGGAGUGAGGAUGCAUGAAAAAGAAACGCUGAAUCACGUGUGACUCAGGGAACGAACAUAAACCCAUGGCCAACUCAUGAUAUGUAAAAUUCAAGUAGAUAGGUACCGGUGUAGAGUUAAAAAAAAAACAAAAACUAAAAUAAACUUGGUGGAUUUAAUGUAGGUCCUCAAGAGGGAAUGAAAAGUUUCAUCAACAAAGCGUUUUGCGUAGGCCUUGUUUAAACAGCCGUUUAUAUUCCAAGCGUUAAUUUUUUGCAAGCGGGGCAAGACCAUAGAAUACUCGUAAACACUUAAAGGUUCGGCAUAUGAUCCCUUCCUCGCGGACAAUGGGCGGUGGGGUUAUGACCUUUCCACAGGUUCACGACGUCCUUCUUCCAAUACUUUAUUCUAAAAAAUAAAAUUAAAAAAAAAAAAACGUUAAUAAUUUGGGGCAAUACUUACGCUUUUUACGCCUUAGACCUGAUCCAACGGCCGAUCUUCUUUUUUUUUUGUCACUUUUAGCACCGUUUUCCCCUCCCCCCCACUCCGCCCUUUUCAAUUUAUUCUGUAAAUCGAAAAUUUAAAAAACCAAAAAGCAACAAAACCAGAGAUCGCACAUUGCUUCACGUGGUAUUGUUAUGUUCAAGAAUCUAUUUUCAAUUCCAGAAAAAAAAUAAUAAAAACUUAAUUUUUUUAUUUUCACGCCACGAAAAAUAAAAAAAAACGUAAAAAGAACAAGAGGCAGAAGUGAAACACGAGAAAAAGCAAAAAAAAUAAAUAAAAAUAAUGAAAAAAAAAAUACAAAUAUAAUAAAAUAAACAGAAAAAAAAGAAGAAAAGAAAAAGCGUGAUAUUUAUACAUCCUGCUGACAAUCUCCGCUUCGUUCAUGUUCUUUUUAUUCGUUAUUUAGUUCAUUUCCCACAAAACACUGUGCUCCUCAUAUUUUAUUAUUCGUCUUUCAUAAUUCACACAUUUUUCACUGUAGUUCGUUACAGUCUCGUUAUAUCUUGAAAUCCGUUCAGCAAAAUUCCCGAUUUGAAAGGGGGGAAAAAAAAAACGAGUUUACGAGCUGCAAUCAUUGCAUCACUUAGACAAUGAUGAUUUCCAAACUUUCAUAAUAGAUUGCUUCGUCUUUUCAUUCACCAAAUGAUGCCGUUUAAGUAAAGUAAAUGAGCCCUGAUUGAACCUAUCCCAUCAGAACAAUUUGUUUUCUUCUCCCGAACCAGAAAAGUGCAAUGCAACCCACCCUUUACAGUAACCCAUCCAGUUAUAAGACUAUUUGGCAAACGAUUAAAUCAAAUGCUCCUGUAACUGGAUUGUCUGUUUCUGUCACAGUUCUCUCCCCAUAUACAGAACACACGCCACGUAACGUUGUGCAAACCGAGCUGGAACAGAAAUUUGAGACGAGUUAAAAUUAGUAAAAUGCUAAAGCUUUCAAAUCCCGACAGGUUCAGUUAAAAAUCUUUUCUUAUCAGCAAUUUGUGUGUUUGAAAGAACUAUGAAUCUAUUACAAUCGCGAAGUCUGCUGAACGCAUUUCAAGCAAACAACUAACACACAUUUUUGAAAGAGGAUUUCAAUCUUUUAUUUAUCUUAAUCAUUAAAGAGGUGUUUUCACAUACGACUAGCAUUAGAUCACGAUUGUCUCAACACAGACAAUUCAACUGUUUGUAACACACACACACACACACACACCAAUACUGAAUCUUCGUUUACAUAGACGUUUUGGUUAACGCUUUUUCACCUCUCUGUAAUUCCUUCGGUAUAUUCAAAAUAACCACUUCACAAUUCUACGCCCCAAUGUUUUGAUCAUUUUCAUUCAGAACUCAGAAAAUAUUCCAGCAUUGUGUUUUUCAGUGUGAACCAAUUAGGAAGUUUUGUCCCUCAUAUUUUUCCCUUUUUUUUUUCUCUCUCUCUCUCUCUCUCUCUCUCUUUCCCAUAUAUAUAUGCAUAUAAAUAAAUAUAUAAAUAUAUGGUUGUGAUCUCCAGUGAAAACAAUUUUACGCUAUCACGGUUUUACUUUACGUUGGAUAUCCUUUGCUCCACAAAUUUUGACACGAUUUAAUAAAAAUAAAUGGGGUGAAAUACUUGUGCAGAGAACCAAACUGGAGUUCUUGAUUUGAAAACAAACAAAACAAUUUCCUCAGUAGUGUAACCCCCUUUAAAAACAAUCAAUAAUUGAUCUCAAAGAUUCAUACUUGACAAUAACGGUGCGCUGAUUUGUGUCGCAUGUAUACUCUCAGUGUUGGAGCAUUUCUCGCAAAGGAACCAUUGAAAUAUAUGUAACACGUAGCAUUUUUUUUUUCCUUUCGUUUUGUCUGUAAGCAGCAACAUCUUCUGUCCUGUCUCUGUUGCCUUGGAUUUUCAACCGUUCUGCAAAAGUAUCGUCAAUUACAUCCUUUCCGAUAUUCUUCUUGAUGUCAUCCAUAUACAUAAAACAAAGCAAAAAAUUGCGGUCAAUACAAAUAACAGCCAGAU
Messenger RNA from Daphnia magna, 7267 nucleotides. RefSeq lists its product as uncharacterized. The coding region runs from base 2967 to 4418 and encodes 483 amino acids. NCBI's taxonomy places the organism in Eukaryota, Metazoa, Arthropoda, Branchiopoda, Diplostraca, Daphniidae. The transcript is spliced from 3 exons. Gene Ontology annotation, molecular function: protein binding; transmembrane receptor protein tyrosine kinase activator activity. Gene Ontology annotation, cellular component: terminal bouton. Gene Ontology annotation, biological process: positive regulation of MAPK cascade. The record is from RefSeq and is a predicted model, not a curated record.